Molecule: messenger RNA, 396 nt
Organism: Hipposideros armiger (great roundleaf bat)
Lineage: Eukaryota; Metazoa; Chordata; Mammalia; Chiroptera; Hipposideridae
Gene: PRM3
Product: protamine 3
Exons: 2
Coding region: 1-396 (131 amino acids)
Biological process (GO): flagellated sperm motility
Cellular component (GO): cytoplasm
Source: RefSeq, a predicted model, not a curated record
AUGGGUUCCCGCUGUGCCAAGCUCGGCACGGGCCACAGCCGGGGCCACGAGUCCUCCAUGAAGAAGCUUGUGGCCUGCGUGAGUCAGGAUAACUUCUCCUUGUCGUCAGAGGGCGAGGAAGAGGAGGAAGGCGAGGAGGAGGAGGAGCGUGAGGAGGAGGAGGCAGCAGAGGAGCUCCCGGUCCAGGGCAAGCUGCUGCUGAUGGAACCUGAGAAGCAGGAGGGGGGCCCUGACCGAGAUCGUGGUGCCCCUGCUCUGAGCAUCCAGGCCGAAUCCAUCCAGCACCAUGGCCAGAUACAGAUGUUGCCGCAGCCAAAGCCGGAGCAGAUGCCGCCGUCGGAGACGAAGAUGUCGCAGACGAAGGAGGCGCAGUUGUGGGAGGCGGAGGAGAAGUAA